Micropterus dolomieu (smallmouth bass) is the source of this 1362-nucleotide messenger RNA. Its product is annotated as C-X-C chemokine receptor type 4-like. Gene Ontology annotation, biological process: G protein-coupled receptor signaling pathway; brain development; neurogenesis. NCBI's taxonomy places the organism in Eukaryota, Metazoa, Chordata, Actinopteri, Centrarchiformes, Centrarchidae. Bases 31 to 1140 code for a protein of 369 amino acids. The transcript is spliced from 4 exons. The record is from RefSeq and is a predicted model, not a curated record. Gene Ontology annotation, cellular component: membrane. Gene Ontology annotation, molecular function: G protein-coupled receptor activity.
UGAGACUGACACAGACUGACUGCCUCCGUCAUGUCAUACUAUGAGCAUAUCUUCUUUGAAUACGACUACAAUGACACAGGCUCAGGUUCUGGUUCUGGUUCUGGUGACCUGGGGAUAGAUCUCGAGGAGCCCUGUGAAGUGGAGCACGUGAUGACUGCUGACCUUCAGCAUGUCUUCUUGCCUGUGGUCUACGCCCUCAUCUUCACCCUGGGCAUCACUGGAAACGGCCUGGUCGUCAUAGUGCUGGGCUGCCAGCGCAGGUCAAAAUGCAGCCUCACAGACUGGUACCGCCUCCAUCUCUCAGCAGCUGAUCUCCUCUUUGUUCUGGCACUGCCGUUCUGGGCCGUGGAAGCAGCCCUGGCUGACUGGCGUUUCGGAGCAGCCACCUGCGUCGGUGUACACGCUAUCUACACGGUGAACCUGUACGGCAGCGUGCUCAUCCUAGCAUUCAUCAGCCUGGACCGCUACCUGGCGGUGGUCCGAGCCACGGACACCAACACCGGUGGACUGAGGCAGCUGCUGGCACACAGACUGGUUUAUGUGGGCGCCUGGUUGCCUGCUGGCCUCCUGGCAGUGCCCGAUUUGAUAUUUGCCCGGACUCAGGAAGGAGGAGAGGGUGCCACUCUGUGCCAGCGAUUCUACCCUGCAGACAAUGCUCCUCUCUGGGUUGCAGUCUUCCACCUCCAGCUGGUCCUGGUGGGUCUGGUGAUCCCGGGGCUGGUCCUCCUGGUGUGCUACUGUGUCAUUGUCACCAGGCUGACCCGAGGCCCUCUGGGGGGCCAGAGGCAGAAGCGGCGAGCUGUCAGGACCACCAUCGCAUUGGUUCUCUGCUUCUUCGUGUGCUGGCUGCCUUACGGAGCUGGCAUCUCUGUGGACGCUCUGCUGCGCCUGGAGGUCCUGCCCCGCAGCUGCAGACUGGAGGCCGUCCUGGGCGUGUGGCUGGCGGUGGCUGAGCCUAUGGCAUUUGCACACUGCUGCCUGAACCCGCUGCUGUACGCCUUCCUGGGGGCCGGGUUCAAGAAUUCGGCUCGUAGAGCCCUUACACUGAGCCGAGCCUCCAGUUUGAAGAUUUUACCAAGAAGACGCCCCGGCGCCUCCACGACCACAGAGUCCGAGUCCUCCAGUUUACAUUCCAGCUAGUGUUUGUUUGUGCUUUAUAUAUGUUUAUACUGUGUAUAUAUAUGUGUGUAAGGACAUUUACACAAAGUAUCUGAGAAAGUAAGAAGCAGUCUGCUGGCCCAUGACUUGUCUUCUCCCUCACUGUGAGGUUUCUCUUGUAAAUACUGUUAUAUGGUUUGUUUUCAGUGCUGCUGUCUUGUUGUAUACUGUUGCAGAUGUUUGUAAUAAAAUAUACAAAAUACC